AUGCCCUCCUUCCUCGGUUUAAAGUGUCUGGGGAAACUGUGCAGCUCUGGGAAAAGCAGAGUGUCCUCUUCUGAGAGAGCCGGCAGCAUGGGCUCGUACAGGAGGAGGCUGGUUGUGCAGGACGUGAGCAUCGCCGGGACCCCCCCACCUGCUCACAGGCGGGCCACUAUCACCCACUUGUUGUAUCUGCACCCCGAGACCUACUGCAACCUGGAGCACUUGGUUAGCUGCCUGGAUCCUCCCGUGGCCCACCCUCAGGACCCUCACCACCCAUCGGAGAAGCCUGUUAUUCACUGCCAUAAAUGUGGGGAGCCAUGCAAGGGGGAAGUACUUCGGGUCCAGACCAAACAUUUCCACAUCAAAUGUUUCACCUGCAAAGUGUGCGGCUGUGACCUGGCACAAGGGGGCUUCUUCAUAAAGAACGGGGAGUACCUCUGCACCCUGGACUACCAGAGGAUGUAUGGGACACGCUGCCACGGCUGUGGGGAGUUUGUGGAAGGAGAGGUGGUCACUGCCCUGGGCAAGACCUAUCAUCCCAACUGCUUUGCCUGCACCAUCUGCAAACGUCCAUUUCCACCCGGAGACCGAGUCACGUUCAAUGGGAGAGACUGCCUUUGUCAACUGUGCGCACAGCCAAUGUCGUCCAGCCCUAAAGAAGCCUCCUGCUCCGGCAACUGUGCCGGCUGCGGGAGAGACAUCAAGAACGGGCAGGCGCUGCUGGCCCUGGACAAGCAGUGGCACCUGGGGUGCUUCAAGUGCAAGUCCUGCGGGAAAGUUCUCACCGGCGAGUACAUCAGCAAGGAUGGCGCUCCGUACUGUGAAAAGGACUACCAGGGGCUCUUCGGGGUGAAAUGCGAGGCCUGUCACCAGUUUAUCACAGGGAAAGUCCUGGAGGCAGGUGACAAACAUUACCACCCCAGCUGUGCACGAUGCAGCAGAUGCAACCAGAUGUUCACCGAAGGAGAGGAAAUGUAUCUUCAAGGUUCCACCGUUUGGCAUCCCGACUGUAAGCAAUCUACCAAGACUGAGGAAAAGCUGCGGCCUACCAGGACUUCCUCUGAAAGCAUUUAUUCUAGACCAAGCUCCAGUAUCCCUGGCUCCCCGGGUCAUACUAUCUAUGCAAAAGUGGACAAUGAAAUCCUGGAUUAUAAGGAUUUAGCGGCCAUCCCCAAGGUCAAGGCCAUUUAUGAUAUUGAACGUCCAGAUCUUAUUACAUAUGAGCCUUUCUACACUUCCGGCUAUGAUGACAAGCAGGAGAGGCAGAGCCUGGGAGAGUCUCCAAGGACUUUGUCUCCUACUCCUUCAGCAGAAGGCUACCAGGACUCGAGGGACCGGGUGAUGCACCGGUCCACCAGCCAGGGCUCCAUCAACUCCCCCGUCUACAGCCGCCACAGUUACACUCCAACCACAUCUCGCUCUCCCCAGCAUUUUCACAGACCUGGCAAUGAGCCGUCCAGCGGCCGGAACUCCCCUCUCCCUUACCGGCCAGACAGUCGUCCUCUCACUCCAACCUAUGCUCAGGCCCCUAAACAUUUCCAUGUUCCAGAUCAAGGGAUCAACAUUUACAGAAAACCACCCAUCUACAAACAGCAUGCUGCCUUAGCAGCCCAGAGCAAGUCUUCAGAAGAUAUCAUCAAGUUUUCCAAGUUCCCAGCAGCCCAGGCUCCAGACCCCAGCGAGAUACCAAAGAUUGAGACGGACCACUGGCCCGGUCCCCCCUCACUUGCCGCCAUAGGAGCCGACACGAGACGCAGAUCUGGCGGCAGAGAAGAUGACGAGGAGGAGCUGCUGAGGCGACGGCAGUUGCAGGAAGAACAGCUAAUGAAGCUCAACUCGGGCCUAGGGCAGUUGAUACUGAAAGAGGAAAUGGAAAAGGAGAGCCGGGAGAGGUCGUCCCUGACUACCAGUCGCUAUGAUUCUCCCCUCAAUUCAGCUUCACAUGUUCUAUCAUCUAAAACCUCAUCUCUCCCAGGCUAUGGAAAAAAUGGGCUUCACCGGCCUGUUUCCACAGACUUUGCUCAGUACAACAGCUAUGGGGACGUCAGUGGGGGAGUGCGAGACUACCAGACUCUCCCAGAUGGCCACAUGUCUGGGACGAGAAUGGAUCGAGGGGUGUCCAUGCCCAACAUGUUGGAACCAAAGAUCUUUCCAUAUGAAAUGCUGAUGGUGACCAACAGAGGGCGCAACAAAAUCCUAAGAGACGUGGACAGAACCAGGCUGGAGCGCCACUUAGCCCCAGAAGUAUUUCGGGAAAUCUUUGGAAUGUCUAUACAGGAAUUUGACAAGUUACCUCUUUGGAGACGCAACGACAUGAAGAAGAAAGCGAAACUCUUCUAAGCCCGUGCCCCCCGCCCCCAACCAUGUAGACAGCAGUUAAGAAAAGGACUGACAUGGCGGCAACACAUAGGAUGUUGUGUUAAGGCCCGAACGUGAUUGGAGAAUUCGCAAACUUUAGACAGAAUUCUGUCCCUCAGCAACAACAGAACAGGAAACCUGACUAAAACACCCAUGAGCCAAAUACUGGGCCAGCCACCGGCAACACUUGCCAAGAAGUAAUGGGGUCAGAAUUUCUGUGUUCCCCACACUCGACAGUAGUGUUCACAUGUGACCUUCCAACAUCACCUUAUGUACACAACAGGAGCUACUUCUUCCAUUUCCUUUAUAUGUUGUCUAACCAGAGUGCUGACUGUUUGGGUAAGAGCCAGCAAGUGCCCUUAGGAUGCCGCAUGGGGAAAAGCAGUCGUAAUCAUUCCGAAGCAGGAAUGUAUUGUGUAGCACUGUGGCUAAGGAGAAGAGCCUGAGGGAUGUACCCAUGUGGUCGCACCACUUUGCACACCCCUGUCCUCACUGGCCUCAUGAAGCCCAGCCUGGGCCCCAGUGGGAUGGAAAUCAGAGUCGGGGAGUUGGGCAGCUCUGAGUGAGUGGGCUGGAUAGCAGCCAAGGUCAUUUUUAAUAAGCUCCUUUUUCUCUACUUUUUGCUAGGACCUGGUUGGCAAAUUACUUAGCUAUUACUAAAAAAAAAUUUAAUAAAUAAGAGAAAGAGAGGGAAAAGGAAUGAUUAGCCCUUAGUCCUUUUCCUGCUUCAGAUUGUACACUUCCCUCUGCCUCCCCACCAAGGACAGGUGCUAUCGCAGGCCCCCACUGCAAAGAAAGGAAAGGGAGAGAUGAUCUCCAGUUGUGUGCUGUUGGAUGAUUUUUGACCCAGGGCCACAACACUCUUGGCAAAAAAAAAAAAAAAAAAAAAAAGGAAAAUCCCGUGUCCCGCCAAUGCAAGUUCUUCUACUUUACAUCCCCUGCUCCUCACCCCAGGGCCCCUGAAUCUAAUCAGGCCCACUUGGAUUUGGGAUUUUUUUGAGGUCUCUUCAGUAGUAGGCUAAGGAAAGGCACGCUUUGCUCUUGGAAAUCUCUACAACUCCAGGGUAUAUUGCCUCAGACUGAUUUCAUUUGACCUUUUCAGCUUUCCUUCUUGCCUAGCUCUGUUGACUUCACAGUGUGCGUGUUCGUGCGUGCGUGCUUGUGUGUGUGUGUGUGUGUGUGUGUGUGAUUGGACGCCCCAGUGUAGUCUGAGGCAUCUGCAUGUUAUUUUGCAUUUCGUCUCUGCUCAGGUGCUGAGUUUCCGAGGAACGUUUGCACACUUGCGUGUGACUCAGAGGUCAGCACUGAGGUCAGACCUCACCUGACAGGGCACCUGUGGAAGGGUGUCGGGGUCGGAAGCCAACAUCCCCCGCGAUUCAUAUAGCUCAGAUCUGCCGCACAGUGAGGACCCCAGACCUCAGAUCAGGCUGGACGUGGACCUCGGAGUGUCCCACCAGAGUCUGCAAAUUCAGCAACACCAGAUUCUAAGGGGAGCCUAGGGUUUCACCAAAACGUGCAUGUGAGACCGCAUCGUGAUUCCUGGACACCUCCAGCCGUGACUCAAACAAGUGGUGAGGCGGACAAGGGAGGGUAUCUCCCUCCAGCUCCACACGUGGGUGGUUUUCACAUUUGGUCUCGUGCUCUGGGGGCUCUGCCUAGGAAUUUAAAUUCUGUUUUAAAGCCAAAGGAGAAAUCGUUCGAAUUCUCUUCGUAUGCCACUACUUUUAAAAAGCUAAGAAAUUCUUCCUGUGGCCACUAAGUAUCCGAAUUAGUUAGAAGCCAAUCUCCACGGUAAAAAGCAAACAAAAAUAGUUUUGGAAACUGCUGCAGACCUGUAACGUGGCACCCGCUCCAUCACUUGGGUGCUGUGAGGGGAUCUGGGCUGGCUUUUCCCGUGUGCUAUUCCCGAAAGCUCUAGAGCCGCCUGUCCUCUGAGUGCUGCACACUGCAUGUUUGAGGCUUGUUUUCACAUAUACGAGCGUGCAUGUGUGCACGUGCCUGUGCACACGCGCGUGUGAGUGUGUGUGUGUGUGUGUCGGACCUACUAAAAUACUUUGCAAAUGAUUCUGAUGGAGCAGACCUGAGACAACCAGCUCCUCGUUGGGCUGAAGCCCCUAGUUUGUAGCUUGCAGUUCGGUGCCUUGAGUGGCCUCUGGCUUUCAUUCUAUAUUUCUGCUGCCCCGUCUUUGCCCUUCUCUCUGACAGCAGCAGCCUCAGUACAGUGCCUGCGAAUCCUAGUCCUGGCUUCGCACUGGCAAAGUGGUAGGAGUGGGGACCAUGGUGCCUUCCCAGUAAUCCACAAUGAGGAUGGCCAGAUGGGUCCCAGUGCUGGGCUGGUGGAGAGAAUUUUUCCAUUAACGGGGAUCCUAAAGGACCCUCAAUGUUGUCAUUGGUUAACGAGUUACGACCCGUGCUGCACAUGCAAGCAAAUGCCAGGGUGAGAAAAGUUGCAAUGAUAGUUAAAGAUCUGAACCCAAAACCUGCUCCCACCAAUGAAACUCUACUUAUCCUAUCUCUUUUGAAUUCCGUUCUGUACCCAGUGUGGGGGUAGGGGGCGGGAAGCUUCUUUCCAAGUAUAUUAGCUAAUUUAAACUAUAGUGUGCAGAACGCAUUACUGGAAAAUGUCCGUAGCCUCCUGUCUACAAAGGACGCAGUGCUACGCUCUGGGGAGGGGUUGUGGGAAACCAUAAUGUGGACUGGGUUCCCCAACUCCACUCUGAGCAGAAGGCUCCAGUGGAGGGAUGGGUCAUGAGGCAACCAGGUUCUCCUAACUGCCAAAUCUAAUAUCUGGGCUACAAGGGCCUCGCCAUUUUUUUUCUUUUAAACUGGGCUCAGCACGUUUGUCCUCAAAACGUCCAGGCCACUGUAUAGGAGAUCAGUGUUCUCUGCUUGAACCCCACUCUGCAUGGCACACAAAAAUUCUAGUUGUGAACGCAGCCCGAGGAACGGGCUUGUUCACUCGUUUACUCUAAGGGAGGACUUCAACACGUGGCAGGCUUUCCUGGUCCCUACCCCAAGGGCUAUAUUUUUGAGCGCUGGGCUCAUUUUUGAUUCUUUAAGCUCCCAGCGCCUGCACAAAGCAAAAGAGGCCUCUCACAGCCUGAAAGUCAGUGCUUUAAAGUCUCUUCCAGAAAAGCCAGGAUACCAUUUACUCUUCCCGUGUGGUUCAAGACGAGACCUAAAGAGAAUUUGGGAACUUGUAUAGCUAGCUAAGUGUCUGUAUUUUGGUUCAUGUUAGUAAUGAAAUGUUCUUAAUGGGACUUCUUCAGCAACUAAGGACAAACUGCCUGUUCGCUGAAACUUCCCACAGAAAAGCCAAGGGUUCGUGGGUCCUGCGGUGCACACUCCCUUUGCCACUCUCAUCCUCUCAGUCUGGUGAUGGCCGUCAACUCAACUUUGAGAGAAGUCUUGCUGGAAAUGUUUAUAAAACUUUCACUUAAUUUCUUUACACUUUAAAGCAAACACCUUUUUCUAAAGAAUUGCUUCUCAGAUGAUUAUAUAAAAUAUACAUGCUUUUGCAAGUUAAAAAAAUGGAAUUAACCACUUUUGACUAGGUAGGUCUUUCUAAAGAUUCUUUCAAAAAGCGUUAGCGUUCUGUGCGUUGAAGGGGCAGGCGAGCCCUCUCUUUGUCAGGAAAGAGUGGGGAAGGCAAUGAACUCCAUGAACUUCAUGUAAUCCCCCCGUCUGUGUCCUCCGAGACAAGCUGUUUUUACAAAUCACCUCUUCUGUAUGACUGGUCACUGUUUUAUCCACUCUUCCUAGGCCAGCCUUGACCUGACUCGAUCUUUAAAAUUAUUUUCUUUGGACAAACCAAGUGUUUGUGAGUAAACCCUACAACUCACUCAUUAGUACUCCCUUUUGAAGGAUGUUCUAUUCAGAAAAAGAGAUCAUUUCAGGUGUGAGAUUUGCUGUGACAUCACCUUAAAGUGAUAAUGUAAUUAAGGAAACUAGGCAACUAUGCUGUGAUGAAAGAAAGAGAAAUUUUUACUUUGGCUUAAAAAAAAAAAAUCACUCUUUCCAUUUGCUGCCCAGGAAGCCAUGAGGAGAUGGUGAUUGAUCUGCUUUGCAUAUGGAUUUUUGUGUUUUUAAGUGGGUGAGUUUCAUUUCUGGCAAAGUGGAAAGGGGGAGGCGGUCUGUUUCAGCUGAAAGAAAUUUCUAAGCAGUGUAUGUAAACACAGCAAAAUCAAACAAAUGCAAUGAUGGUCGGUGUAAUGGACUGGCAGUUGUUAUCAUGACAUAAAAUUCUUCCCCAAAGUGUCUUCUCUCAAGAAUGAAGAUCCCGCGAGUCACUUUUCGGACCUCAUUCACCAAAGGUAGCGGGAGGCACUACUAUAUCCACUGCCAUUCAGAAAGGUGGGGAGCCCCUUAAUGACUGUAUGUGCCUAUGUUUCCUUAUCCCGUGGAAGAGAAAACAAGUGUCCCCGAUAUGUUCCUUCUGGGUUCUGGGUACAGACCCGUCCAGUAAUAAAUGUGUGGUGUCUGUGAGUUGCCGACAAUCCUGCAUCCAGUUCUCUUGGAGUCCUUUCAUUUUAAGUUCAGUUGAAUGGAAUUUUCUUGCAAGCGUCAGAAGACGUCCAGUUCUUCCUUCCCUCCCCUUUCAGAAACAUGAAAGUGAGUAUUGGGAAGAACCGCUGUGUACAAGAUGUGUCGUGUCCCCGUGAAAGUGAGUGGGUGUCGGUCUGCGCCCGGCAGACCACAGACGUGUGCAGAGGCAGGGGCGGCCCCGCGGCCCCGCGUUGCUGUGCUUAACGGCCCCGACCUGCUUCGCGCUCCCGUUGCAAACAACACUGGCUCCCCGCCCUGCCCUCCGCGUCACUGCUGUACACUCACCACUCAGUGAAUAAAGUGUGUGCUUUAUUCUAUCCACA
Messenger RNA from Enhydra lutris kenyoni (northern sea otter), 7223 nucleotides. Its product is annotated as actin binding LIM protein 1. The record is from RefSeq and is a predicted model, not a curated record. Bases 1 to 2337 code for a protein of 778 amino acids. Lineage: Eukaryota; Metazoa; Chordata; Mammalia; Carnivora; Mustelidae. The transcript is spliced from 23 exons. Gene Ontology annotation, cellular component: stress fiber; actin cytoskeleton. Gene Ontology annotation, biological process: lamellipodium assembly; cytoskeleton organization; cilium assembly. Gene Ontology annotation, molecular function: actin filament binding.